Messenger RNA from Trichomonas vaginalis G3, 1065 nucleotides. RefSeq names its product hairpin DNA cleavage protein SbcCD family. Lineage: Eukaryota; Parabasalia; Trichomonadida; Trichomonadidae. The transcript has a single exon. Bases 1 to 1065 code for a protein of 354 amino acids. The record is from RefSeq and is a predicted model, not a curated record.
AUGUCGAUUAGUGAAGAUGAGUUCAUGAGAGUUCAGCAAGAGUUAAUUCGUCUGAAAGAGGAAAAACAUAACCUUAAUGAACAGUUAAAAUCAGUUUCAAACACAAGCCAGACAUUUCUUCAGUCUCUUUUCUCAGGAAGUGAUGCAUCAAUGAUUGAACGCUUACAAAAAGAAGAAAACGAGCUUAAAGCAACACUUGCCAAGCUUAGAGAGCAAAUAUCUACAUUAAAUGAACAAUGCCGUGGCGUUGAUCAAGCUAUUUUAAAUGUUGACCAAGUUGCGGCUAUUGAAAGCCUUUUCCAGACAAAAAAGCGCGAACUAUUACGUAUGCGUUCUCUUAAUGAAACUGCAUUAAAGGAUUUAGAAGAAGAAGUCGAAUUAGCGAAAAAUCUUUGCGAUUCACUCGAAAACGGUCGAGCAUCAUUUGCCCGUGAAAAAGAAAAUAUAUUUAACUCAAUAGUAUCAUUACAGACAUCGAAACAAACAAUUGAUACACGAAUUAAAGAUCUUCAAGAAAUAAACGCCCAAUUGAAGCAAGAUUUAGGAUUAAAAUCAUCAGUCGACGAAAACUACGCAGAGCUUGCUGCCGAAAUCGAUCAAUGGCAAGAAAAACUACAAAAUCUUGAAAAAGAAUAUAAAGAAAUGACAUUACAUUUCGAUGACCGAGAGCAGCGGCUAAGAAUUAUUGCGGACAGUAAGGCAUCGGAAUGCGAUUCAAUCAAGAAAGAACAAGACAAACAGACAGAAGAUUGUAAAUCCCAACUUAAAACCCUGAAAAAGGAACUUUCUACACUAAAAUCACACGGACAUGUCGAAGAAACAGUUACACUUGAUAUUGAUCACAUAAUUGCAGAAAAUGACCAAUUACAAUCAAGAUAUAACGAACUUUGCAAGAGAGGUGAAGAAUUAAGUGCAAUUGUGAACAAACACCAGACAGAUUGUGCGUUUUUGGCUAAUUGGCUUCGUUCUGAAGGAAGAUCUCACGUACAACCUGAAGUUUCGUUUAGACAGCUUCAACAGUUGUUGGAAAAACGUGAAGCAGAACUUAGGAAUGCUAAGCAUUGA